Molecule: messenger RNA, 2137 nt
Organism: Gossypium raimondii (Peruvian cotton)
Lineage: Eukaryota; Viridiplantae; Streptophyta; Magnoliopsida; Malvales; Malvaceae
Product: ultraviolet-B receptor UVR8
Exons: 12
Coding region: 150-1709 (519 amino acids)
Source: RefSeq, a predicted model, not a curated record
CGCCCCAAAAAUUUAGAGAGCUCCCCUCUAUACACCCAUUACGAAAAUUGAAAUUCUCCCGAAAAUAAAUAAAUAAAAAUAAAAAUAAAAAAAUAUUUUUUUUUGAAUUAUUUUCUUUUUCUGGAUUUCUUUUCCUUUCUCUGUUGGAGAUGAAUGGAGAAGGAAAAGAAAGUAAGGAAGUGAAAAUGGAGGAAGCAGUUAACAAGGAGCGCGUGGUUUUCAUGUGGGGAUAUUUGCCUGGCGCGUUACCUCAACGGACGCCGCUUUUGUCGCCGGUGAAUGUACGGAUUCCGGCUUCCGCAGGUUGUUCUUGGACCGACGUCUGUGGUGGUGGUUGUGGAUUCGCCAUGGCCAUUUCUGAUUCAGGGAAGCUCAUCACAUGGGGUUCAACAGAUGAUUUGGGUCAAAGCUACGUCACAUCCGGGAAGCAUGGGGAAAUUCCAGAGCCAUUUCCACUUCCAACUGAAGUUUCUGUAGUAAAAGCAGCAGCUGGUUGGGCUCACUGUGCUGCAGUUACAGAAACUGCAGAAGUUUAUACAUGGGGGUGGAAAGAGUGUAUUCCCUCAGGGAAGGUAUUUGGUGAUCUACCCAUGGGGACAAGCUUAGAGAAGGAUGUAUUUGAAAGACAGAACUCACUUUUGGCAGAACAAGUGAGCCCUCGGUCUCAAGGCUCAAGAUCAAGUGGUGGGACAUUUUCUGCUGCCGAUAGUAAAGGAGGCGGAGAGGAAGGUACAAAAAGAAGAAGAACAUCAUCAGCAAAACAUUCUGCUGAAAGCUCAUCGUCCGGUGAUGAAACUCUAUCGGCACUGCCAUGUCUAGUAACUUUGAAUCCGGGAGUGAGGAUUGCGACUGUAGCUACCGGUGGGCGCCAUACUCUAGCAUUAUCAGAUACUGGGCAGGUCUGGGGUUGGGGCUAUGGAGGUGAGGGACAGCUUGGUUUGGGUUCCAGGAUACGUAUGGUAUCCUCGCCUCAUCCUGUACCUUGUAUCGAGCCCUCUUCUUUGGGGAAAGAUAGAGCUUCUGCACUUUCUCGAGGUAGCUUGAGUUCAGAAAGGCAGAGUUUUAGAGUUCCUGGAAGUUAUGUGAAGGGGAUUGCCUGUGGGGGGCGACACAGUGCAGUAAUCACAGAUGCUGGAGCAUUGCUUACAUUUGGUUGGGGCCUCUAUGGACAGUGUGGGCAAGGAAGUACAGAUGAUGAAUUAAGCCCAACUUGUGUAUCUUCCUUACUGGGAAUCAGGAUAGAGUCGGUUGCAGUGGGACUGUGGCACACAGUUUGCGUGUCCACUGACGGUGAUGUGUACGCAUUUGGUGGGAAUCAGUUUGGGCAGUUGGGAACUGGAGGCGAUCAAGCUGAGACUCUCCCGAGACUCUUGGAUGCUCCGAGUCUGGAAAAUACAAAUGUUAAAAUUGUCUCGUGUGGAGCUCGUCACAGUGCAAUAAUCACAGAGGAUGGGAAAAUAUUUUGCUGGGGAUGGAACAAGUAUGGUCAGGAUCCAUGGAAGUACAUUUUUGCAUAUCUUUCCCAAUGUUGUGGUGUCUGGCUGAAACUAAAAACUGAAAUCCUGAGUUCUCGGUGUUUGAAACAGCUUGGUCUUGGUGACGUGAUUGACCGCAAUAUUCCAUCUGAAGUUACUAUCGAGGGUUGCAGUCCGAAAAACAUCGCAUGCGGCUGGUGGCAUACUUUGCUUCUGGCUGAAUCACCCACCUGAGAGUACCUUGACCCAGGCCUCGAAACAGUUUUGUUAGGAUGAUUUCGCAUUUUACUUCCAGAAAACUAGGCUGCUGGCUCUCGACUUCAAAUGGAUGAUUUCAGCUUUGUGUUUUUCACUUUCCCGGAAGCCAAACAGGAUUUUUCAUACAGGCAAGUGAAAAAUAAUUUAGAAUGGAGAAAAGACAAAAUAACUGGUUCAUAUAUUAACUGCAGUUUUUUUUCCCACUCAUUUUAGUGUUGGAAUCUCUUUGAAUGUUUAGAAUUCUAGAGUAGAAUUAGGAACUCUGAUAUGAUUAGUUGAAGGGGUAGUUUGUGGUUAAGUUUUAGGGUUUGGCCUUUGAAAAAUAUGGAACUGAUUUGUUUUUUUUAGUUGGUUCCACCAUUAAUGAAUCUUGAUUACUAAAGAAAUAGUAUUUUUUAUUAUCA